This is a messenger RNA of Vicia villosa (hairy vetch), 3591 nucleotides long. RefSeq names its product putative disease resistance protein RGA4. Gene Ontology annotation, molecular function: ADP binding. NCBI's taxonomy places the organism in Eukaryota, Viridiplantae, Streptophyta, Magnoliopsida, Fabales, Fabaceae. Gene Ontology annotation, biological process: defense response to other organism. The transcript is spliced from 2 exons. Bases 52 to 2754 code for a protein of 900 amino acids. The record is from RefSeq and is a predicted model, not a curated record.
GGACACUCUUAUGGUCAAUGGUCAAUAAUGUAAUACUGUAUAUAGUAAGACAUGAAAAUAAGACUUUUUCUAUCACCACCACAAAACCUCCGACUCAGAUACAAACGCAAGAUCUGCCCUUUCCUGAUUACCAUGGCAGAAUCAUUUCUCUUCGAUGUUGCCAAUUCACUACUUGGGAAGGUUGCUUCUUUUGCUUGUCAAGAAGCUUCUCUGGCCUAUGGUGCGAAAGACGAUCUAGAACGUUUCAGAGAAUCUUUGUUAAUUGUCAGAGGUUAUCUACUGGAUGCUGAGUCCAGGAAAGACCAAAGUCACGCUUUACGUGAAUGGCUGAGGCAGAUCCAAAACAUUUGUUUUGAUGCUGAAGAUAUAUUUGAUAAAUUUGAGCUGCAAGACAAGAGGAAGCAAAUUGUCAAAUCCUCUGGAAGCAUCACAAACAAGGUAAGCCACUUGUUUUCUACAGAUAAUUCAAUUGUAUUCCGUCUUCGGAUGGGACAUCAAAUCAAAGAGAUUAGUCAAAAAUUGUUUAAGAAAGCAGCUGAAGGGAAAACGUAUGGACUUACAACUAUUCCCGAACUUGUUGUGCAAGAAAGAGAACUCACUUAUCCUGACGUUAAUGUUUCACGUGUAAUCGGAAGGGAUAAUGAUAAAGAUGAAAUUUUCAAGCUUUUGAAGCAACCUUUUCCUCAGGAUGGAAAUGAUGGUGAUAAAAGCAUGUGUGUCAUUCCCAUUGUGGGAAUGGGAGGAUUAGGGAAGACCACUCUUGCAAAGUUGGUGUUCAAUGAUGACACAGUGGAUCAGCUUUUCCAAUUGAAGAUGUGGGUAUGUGUCUCUCUUAAUUUUGACAUCAAGCAGAUAAUCAUUAAUAUCAUCAACUCUGCCAGUACUGCAGAUUCUAAAGCAGCUUCAGCUCCAUUGCCCCGUCUCGCUCCUCAAGAGAACAUUGACAGCUUAGACAUUGUGCAGCUAGUAAGUCGUUUGAAACAAAAACUUUCUGGUCAAAAGUUUUUACUUGUGUUAGAUGACAUAUGGAACGAAGAUCGUCAAAAGUGGAUUGAGUUGGAAGAUUUGAUCAAAGUUGGCGCACCAGGAAGUAAAAUUAUGGUCACAACACGUAGUACAUCAAUUGCUUCUAUGAUGGGUAAUGUUUCCUCAUAUGAAUUAAAAGGUCUUUCUUCAGAGGAAUGUUUAUCUCUAUUUGUCAAAUGUGCAUUCAAGGAAGGUGAAGAAAAAAGAUAUCUGAAUCUAGUGGAGAUCGCAAAAGAAAUUGUGAAAAAAUGUCACGGGGUUCCACUAGCUGUUAAAACAUUAGGAAGUUCUCUUUUCUCAAACUUUGAUAUAAAUAAGUGGGAAUUUAUUAGAGACUCUGAGAUAUGGAAUUUAGAACAAAAAAAGGAUGGUAUUUUACCUGCCCUUAAAGCAAGUUACGAUCAAAUGCCAUCCAUUCUAAAACAAUGUUUUGUUUAUUUUUCCCUUUAUCCCAAAGAUUAUAUCUUUAAUAGUCUUGUAAUGUGUGAUCUUUGGGUAGCCCUUGGAUUAGUUCAAUCCCGAAAUGGAAGAGAAAAGCUAGAGCAUGUUGCACGAAAAUAUAUUGAUGAGUUACAUUCAAGAUCAUUUAUUCAGGUUGUCGAUGACUUUGACUUCUUUUGCGAGUUCAAAGUACAUCAUUUGAUACAAGAUCUUGCAUUGUAUGUUGCAGGAGACGAGUUUGUGGCGGUAAACUCACAAACUCGACAUAUACCUCAACAAGCAAGGCAUUUAUCAUUUGUUGUUGAAGAUAAGUCAUUUGGCCAUGCUUUGUUUCCAGAGUCUAGAAGUGUGAGAAGCAUACAAUUUCCCAUCUCAGGAAUGGGUCUUGAGAGUGAAAGUGUUCUGAAUACAUGGCUGUCAAAGUACAAAUACUUGCGUUAUUUACAUUUAACUGACUCUUCUUUUGAAACUGUGCCCAAAUCAAUUGCAAAAUUAGAGCACCUGCGUUGUCUCGAUCUUGCUAAUAAUCACAAAAUCAGAACACUACCAAAUUCAAUUUGUGAACUUCUAAAUUUGCAAGAAUUGUCGUUUAAUGGAUGCACAAAGCUUGAAAAGUUGCCCAAAGGAUUAGGAAAGUUGACUAGCCUCCGAAUUCUGAGUGUUACUACAAAACAAUCUACUCUACCAUAUUAUGAAUUCGCUAGCUUGAACAAUCUUCAAACUUUGGUUUUUCAGGAUUGUGUCAAUCUAAAGUUUUUGUUCGAACAACCACUCCCUUUUGUUGAAAAACUGUAUUGCAUAUUAUGUGAUAGCCUGGAGCGCUUACCUCUCAUUACUUUUCCUAAAUUACAGACGUUGGUUAUUGAUGGUUGUCAGAUGUUAAACUUGUCAUUGGAGAAUGAAAGCUCAAUCCAGAAGCUGACGAUGAAACAUUUGUAUCUCUCUGGUUUUCCAAAGCUUCUAACACUACCUCGAUGGAUUGUAUGUGCUGUGGACACUUUAGAGAUCUUUUAUAUUGAUAAUUUUCCUAAUCUUCAAAUGCUUCCCGAGUAUCUUACUACAAUGACUCGUCUUAAGAGGCUCUCUAUUGUUAGCUGUUCUCAAUUGUUGAGUCUUCCAACAAGUGGUUGGGAUCGCCUCACUGCACUUGAAUAUUUAACCAUAUUUGAUUGUCCUGAAUUGUACCGAAAAUGUCAGCCUCAUUCUGGUGAGUACUGGCCCAUGAUCUGUCAUAUGAAAAACAUUGACAUUCGAGAAUUGAAAAAGGAGGAGGAGGAGGAGGAAUAAAGCCAUCAUCAACCUUGUAAGUGACAAGAUAGAUAAUGAGAUUGGAGUGCAAAGGGGAUAUGCAGCUUGAAGUGGAAGACACAAAGAUCAGCAGAAUUAGAAAAUAGUUGUUUUAUUUUAGGUUAGUUCUAUGGUUCACAAAUGAGAUAUGUCUUGCAUAAUACACAAGUUAAUUUCUAACAUUUGAUCAAAUAAGAUUCUGAGAUUUAUUGAUCUAAUGGUAAAAAAAUAAACCUGUAUUAUGGUAUAAGACUGUCUUACUUGUGCAUAUUAGACAAAGUCUUUAUUGUAAUGUUUGAUGUAUCUUAAGAUUUCAAAAUAUUUAUUUUGUUUCAUGUUUGAUGUAUUUUAAGAUUUCAAAAUGUUGAUAUCUUUUAUGUUAUAUUUACAGUUCUCAAAAACAUACCUACGAAAACAUUUGUUCUGAUUUAACAGACCAAAGUUUUCUCCGUUCCAAUCAAUUCUUUCCUGCUGAAUCAAUGGAGGAAUGGUUUAUCUCCCCCAUGUUUUUAGAAAAAGGACUUAUUUUCUUCCUAAAAUAUUGGAUACAAUUGUAAAAUAAUAUGUUUCACUUAAGAACUAAAAAAGAUGAUGCUAUACUCAAUUUGAGUCUCUUUAAGUAAAACAUGUGUAUGAAAACUCAUAAUUUUUCAUUUGUUGAACCGAAAGUGAUUUAAAGUGGCAUGACAAACUUCUCAUUAGAGAAUAGAAAUGUUUCCAGCUGUAGAAGAGAUUAGUUUAAUGCUAUACAUUUGAUAUUAUACAAUAUUUCAUAUUCUCUGAUAAAUGAUUGAUAACCAAACCAGCAACGCAGGAAAGCAAAGCUUAUCUAUAUUC